Rana temporaria (common frog) is the source of this 2122-nucleotide messenger RNA. Its product is annotated as erythroblast NAD(P)(+)--arginine ADP-ribosyltransferase-like. The coding region runs from base 118 to 1065 and encodes 315 amino acids. The record is from RefSeq and is a predicted model, not a curated record. The transcript has 5 exons. Lineage: Eukaryota; Metazoa; Chordata; Amphibia; Anura; Ranidae. Gene Ontology annotation, molecular function: NAD+-protein-arginine ADP-ribosyltransferase activity; NAD+ poly-ADP-ribosyltransferase activity.
AGUCUAUUAUAAGGACAGGCGUCAUAUCUGUGCAGACAAGGACCAGACUACAGGCCUCAUACACAUCCAACAACACUUCUUCUACAGUAGAGGACGCUCUUCAGGACGGGUGUAAAGAUGGCGGUCGGCUCUUCGGGGUGUCCAACUCACAAUGUCAUCCUGAUGUCAGCAGUCACCUUCAUCCUUCUCAUACAGGUGGAUGGAAGAGAAACCUCUAAACGAGAUGUUUUUUCACCUAAAGAGUCUUCUCUUGACAUGGCACGUUCUUCAUAUGAUGAUCAGUAUAAAGGGUGUGGAGAUAUCAUGGAGGCUGAAGUUCCUCAGCUCUUCCAGGCUGAGUAUUCCACAAUUAAGGAGUUUGCUGAUGCCUGGGACACGGCAACCUUUAAAUGGGACCAGGAGAAGAAGAGACAAACAUUAUUACCCAAGGGAUUUAAGGAUGAAUAUGCCAUUGCUUUGCUAGCAUACACCAUUAAUGGACCUCUUCACAAGAUCUUCAAUGAAGCUGUGAGAGAGGCUGGAAGGUCUAAGGAGUAUUACUUGAGAAACUUCAAUUUUAAGGUCCUCCACUAUUACCUGACCAAAGCUCUUCAAGUGUUGGAUGUGGUGGAAACUCCCGCUUGCCACAAGGUCUUCAGAGGGAUAAGAGGAUUGCGAAUCAAGGCAGAGAGUCAGAGUCCCAUCCGAUUUGGGCAUUUCACUUCGUCCUCCAUGAAUGACCAGAAUGCUCUUCAGUUUGGUGAGGACACCUUCUUUAGCAUCUACACCUGCUAUGGAGUCAGCAUCAAGAACUUCUCUUUCUUCCCCAGUGAGGAUGAAGUACUUAUACCACCAUAUGAGAAAUUUAAAGUCUCCAAUUUCUCCAAAGAGGGAAACAGGAACUUUAUCACUUUGAAGUCUCUGGAGAAGUCAAGCGUUUACAACUGUGAGCUGGCAAAAGAGAAAAAGUGUAAAUCAAAACGGUGUUUCUUCAAUUCAGCUACAGAUAUCCGGAUGAAGAACACCCGCCAUAUUCUUCUGAUGAGUGGGCUUGCUGUUCUGUCACACAUAUCGGGACUGGUAUAAUACAUCUGGACUGGUAUAAUAUAUCGGGACUGGUACAAUACAUAGGGACUGGUAUAAUACAUAGGGACUGGUAUAAUACAUCGGGACUGGUAUAAUAUAUCGGGACUGGUACAAUACAUAGGGACUGGUAUAAUAUAUUGGGACUGGUAUAAUAUAUAGGGACUGGUAUAAUAUAUCGGGACUGGUAUAAUACAUCUGGACUGGUAUAAUACAUAGGGACUGGUACAAUACAUAGGGACUGGUAUAAUAUAUUGGGACUGGUAUAAUAUAUCGGGACUGGUAUAAUACAUCUGGACUGGUAUAAUACAUAGGGACUGGUACAAUACAUAGGGACUGGUAUAAUAUAUUGGGACUGGUAUAAUAUAUUGGGACUGGUAUAAUACAUCUGGACUGGUAUAAUACAUAGGGACUGGUACAAUACAUAGGGACUGGUAUAAUAUAUUGGGACUGGUAUAAUACAUCUGGACUGGUAUAAUAUAUAGGGACUGGUACAAUACAUAGGGACUGGUAUAAUACAUAGGGACUGGUAUAAUAUAUCGGGACUGGUAUAAUACAUCUGGACUGGUAUAAUACAUAGGGACUGGUAUAAUACAUCGGGACUGGUAUAAUACAUCGGGACUGGUAUAAUAUAUCGGGACUGGUAUAAUACAUAGGGACUGGUAUAAUACAUAGGGACUGGUAUAAUAUAUCGGGACUGGUAUAAUACAUCUGGACUGGUAUAAUACAUAGGGACUGGUAUAAUAAAUCGGGACUGGUAUAAUACAUCGGGACUGGUAUAAUACAUCGGGACUGGUAUAAUACAUCGGGACUGGUAUAAUACAUAGGCGUGGUAUAAUACAUUGACUCUACAAGGUCCAUGGAGAAGUAGCCUGGUUCUUUAGAAGAGUCAUUACAGGACAAUCGCCCCAGUUAUCCAAUCAUUUGGCAUUCAUGGUUUGGUUAUGUCCAGUGUGAUAUAUUUGUCUGUCAGAACAUAAUACAUUAAAGUUGUUUAUUUCAUGAUGACUAACCAGAACAAAAUUUGUCAGGAAAUAAAUAUUGGAGUGGUAAAUGCUGA